Molecule: messenger RNA, 2224 nt
Organism: Cucurbita moschata (crookneck pumpkin)
Lineage: Eukaryota; Viridiplantae; Streptophyta; Magnoliopsida; Cucurbitales; Cucurbitaceae
Exons: 6
Coding region: 265-1548 (427 amino acids)
Source: RefSeq, a predicted model, not a curated record
AAAAAGUGGUUCAAAAUUAUGAUUCUGGACGCGUCUGCUCCUAAAAUCUCCCUCUCUAAUCCAAUCCUCUCCCUUCCUUCUCUCUCUAAUUUCGACAAAUGGGGCUCAAGGGUUUCUCUUAGCUAUCUUCCCUCGCUAGAUUUUGCAAAACCCUAGUUUCUUCAUCGUCUUUAUCACUGUAUAUAUCCAAGGAAACCUGGUCUUCCUUUUGUGUACGCUGCCACGGUUUUGGUGUUUGUUUGAUUCUCUGUGUGGUUUUCUGCAAUGUCAGUCUCCGGUGGUGUUUCGAUUGCCCGAAUCCGUGGGGAGAAUCGGUUCUAUCAUCCACCUGCGAUGCGGCGUCGUUUGCAGCAGCAGCAGCAGCAGCAACAGCAACAGCAGCAGCAGCAGCAGCAGCAGCAGCAGCAGCAGCAGCAGAAGCAAACUGCCUUGGAUUUGAAGGAGGUUGCUGCUGCUACUACUGCGAGGAUCGAUGAGUUGGAGAAGAGUGAGGUUGAUGAGUGUCGUUCUUGGUCUACUCGCUCGGAUUGCUCUGUUUCUGAUCGUGGAGUUGCUGAUUCUACUAAUUUGGAUCGGUUCUUGGAGUACACUACUCCCGUUGUUCCGGCUCAAUGUUUUUCUAAGACGAGCCUAAAGGGAUGGAGAAAUCGUGAAGUCUCAGAGGCACCUCCUUAUUUUGUGCUCGGUGAUCUCUGGGAAUCUUUCAAGGAAUGGAGUGCAUACGGAGCGGGUAUCCCUCUAUUGUUAAAUGGUAGCGACUCUGUAGUACAGUACUACGUUCCAUAUCUGUCGGGCAUACAACUCUAUAUAGAUCCAUCAAAAUCCUCUGCCUUAAGAAGGCGUGGUGCUGAUAGUGAUGCUGAGUCCUCAAAGGAAACAACUAGUGAUGGAAGUAGUAAUUGUGGGAUGGGAAAAAAAACUAGUACGGCUCUUCAGGAUGAGUGGAUACAGGACUCCAGUGUUACUGGGUCACGAAGAGCGCUUCAAAUGAAUGUACCCUCUGCCGAGUCAUCAAGUGAUGAAAGUGACUCUUGCUACCGUCAAGGUCAGCUUGUGUUCGAAUACAUGGAGCUUGAUCCACCAUUUUGUCGUGAACCAUUAACUGAUAAGAUCACUAUCCUUGCAUCUCGUUUUCCUGAAUUGAAAACAUAUAGAAGCUGUGAUUUAUCUCCUUCCAGUUGGAUAUCUGUGGCAUGGUAUCCAAUUUAUAGGAUUCCCACGGGUCCAACUCUACAAAGUCUAGAUGCUUGCUUUUUGACCUUCCAUUCUCUGUCUACAGCAUUUCAAGGCAUCGGCACCGACGGGUUGCAAUUCCAUUGGCCAAGAGUUCGAGAGGUGCACACUGCAAAUUUGCCUCUCAAACUACAGUUGCCAACAUUUGGACUUGCUUCCUACAAGUUCAAAUUUUCGUUUUGGAAUUCAACUGGUGUGGAGGAAUGUCCAAAGGCUAACACAUUGUGGCAAGAUGCCGACAACUGGCUCAGGUCAUUAAACGUGAACCAUCCCGAUUACAGAUUUUUUGCAUCUCAUACUUCGUCCGGGAGAUGAUAAGGAAAAGAAUGUUAUGCAUGAUGCUCAAAUGUGGGAUUACCAAAGAAACUCGCUUCUUCGAAGUGUCGUGAAAAUUUAUAUGGGAUCUAUGGCAUUUUCUGAAUUACUAUAUGUUGACCAUAUAAAGGGUUUUGUACAGGGAGAAUGAUGUUGAUAGUAACAUUACGGUUGAAAUGAGGAUUGGCUUUAGGAUAUAGUUAUUAUUCUGGGAGCGUCAAUCCUCUCCCCCUAUGGUGGUACUAGUCUCUAUUCUUCCUUCCUUGUGUUGGGAUAUGAGUGUUGAUGGGGAUUUGAUGGUGGUUGUGGGCAACAACAGAGAAACUGCUGUCAAUAACAACACCCUGCCCUGCCCCGCCCCACCCCGUCCCUUUUUUGCUCUUUUUACUUCAAAUUGUGGGUUAGGACUGUAACUUUCACUGCCCCCAUGAUAUUGGUGAAAAGUAUAUCUAGUAUGUUAACUACGAUCUCGCUGUGUAUUAACAGAGUGUUCAACAGUUGAUGUGAUCAAAUGUAAUUGGUGCUCCGUUUUAAGAGUAUGUUGAAUACAUUUUCUACGUUUUCAUUAUUAUGUAAACAGAUGGGAGCGCACCACUUAUGGUGUCAUGAUUGUUGUGUUUGUAACUCUUAUAUGUAACAACAAUCCAUCAAAGUUUGAGAUGGAUAUUUCAAGGUU